This is a messenger RNA of Orbilia oligospora ATCC 24927, 1392 nucleotides long. RefSeq lists its product as uncharacterized. Bases 1 to 1392 code for a protein of 463 amino acids. The record is from RefSeq and is a predicted model, not a curated record. Lineage: Eukaryota; Fungi; Ascomycota; Orbiliomycetes; Orbiliales; Orbiliaceae. Gene Ontology annotation, molecular function: FAD binding. The transcript is spliced from 4 exons.
AUGGAGAAUUUUCAAGAAUAUUUAGCCGAAAUUACAUCACGUCUUUCGCUAGGGGCGAAGGUCGUAGGCAGGGAAGGUACAGUGGAAAGAUUUGACCAAUCUACUGCACCAGACCCAGUCAUGACCGUGUUUCCGCAUAGUGAAGAAGACGUGAUUGAAGUUGUUCGAUACUGCAGAGAGAAAGGUUUGAAAUGUUUUGCUCAAUCUGGUGGUCAUAGCUGGAGAGUUAAGAACCAUAGAACCAUCGAUGUGGUUAUCUGUAUGAGAGGCUUGAAUAAAGUCUUCGUUGAUGAGCCAGUACAGACUGUGACCUUUGGUGGUGGCAUAAUUGUCGGAGAACUCAUUAAUGCUGUUGCGGAGAAGGAGUUUGAUGUUACCACAGGACUUGCCAAUACUGUUGGCGUUGUUGGCGCAUUCCUCUGCGGCGGCUUAGGCCGGUAUGUUGGAAGAUACGGUUACGGUGUCGACAACCUUGUGGCCGUAAAUCUUGUUGAUUCCGAUGGUACUAUCCACAGAAACGUGAAUGGAACCACCAACCCAGAAUUGUGGUGGGCUAUUCGUGGCGCUGGGGCGGCCUUUGGAAUUAUUACAAAAGCCACAAUGAAGAUUUACCCGCAGACUAAUGGUGGGUUAUCGUGGACUUGUACUUUGAUUUUUAGCAAUCCGUCGAGGGAAACUAUCGAGAAGGUCUUUAAGGCUAUUAACUCGACCCAUUAUGGGGAUAGUAUGUUUGUACUAUUCUCGUUCGCUUUCGUCCCACCAAUGGGCUAUCCAUCGCUAGUGAUCGCUCUUUGGUUUUACGGUCCGGAGAGCCAGGCUGAGAAAGCUUGGGAACGUGUGCUUGACCCGUCCCUCAGGCCUGAUUUCAAGCAAACUGCAAUUCUUCCAGCAGAAAGGUUGAAUGACAGCAAUGAUGCCACAUGCUUGGCAGGUUAUAGAAGACCUGGUAUCGCAAUGGGAAUUGAGCGGCUGGAGAUAACUGCAUUUUUUGAGAUUUGGGACCUAUGGCUUGAAUUUGGGCAGAGCAAAGAUGCUGAAAACUCUGUUGUUGUAAUGGAAAGGUUUUCGAAGGAAAAGGCGCUCGAGACUUCUGACGAAGAGACAGCAUUUUCGCGAUUCCAUCGUGGUAUUGUGUAUGAAGUGAGUAUUGCUCCUGCUUAUAAGGAUGCGAAAUUAGACCAAAAGGCCAAUGAGUUUACGAGUAAGGUACGCGAUGUCUUGAUCCAAAAAUGCAGCGACCCAGGAAAGAUUCGCGCUUAUCCAACAGGCUCCGGACUAAAUGAGCCCCUCGAAAAUAUUUUUGGCGGCAAGGAGCGGGUUGAGAAGCUGCUUAGUAUUAAGAAAAAGUGGGAUCCGGAGAACUAUUGGGGUGCUUUUUUUGAUACCGAAUGA